This is a messenger RNA of Sungouiella intermedia, 1479 nucleotides long. The record is from the annotation of a GenBank genome assembly. Lineage: Eukaryota; Fungi; Ascomycota; Pichiomycetes; Serinales; Metschnikowiaceae.
AUGAGUGAGCCUACGAUCAAUUUUAGUAUUCAAACGCAACAUGCUCAGUUUUCAGUUCCAAAUGAGCUCAUCAAAAAGAACUUUAAGGCUAUUCAGAAGCUGGUAGAGAAGCAAAAGAAGCAGAUCGCCGACGAAAUAGCCAAGAUCAAGAAAGAUCCCACAAUGGAUAGUCAGCAAAAACUAGCUAUCAUAAGGAAACUCAUCAAGAACUUUGAGUCUCUGCAGAAGAAAAUAGAGCAAGCCAUCAAGAAAGAUGACGACUACCGGAAAAGGUUUCGGGCUCGAACGCAUCAUUUGGCUAAAUUGGAAAAGUUCGUUGUAUCUACUCCAAAAGAUAUGGGAGAUAAAGAAGAACAGGCCGAUGACAAAGUGUUGGAUUUACACAAUGAGGGUCUCAUUAAUUGGUACCGAGAAGUGACGAACCUUCUAAUUAUUGACUACUUGAUUAAAUCAAAUAAUCGGAAGGAGUCCAAUUUGGGCAUUAAACUCAUGAGAAGCCUUCAGGCUACUUCGUUUCCACAAAUCGCAGAAUUGAUAGAUUAUGAUGUUUAUGAGAACUUCAACCAGGUUUAUCUCUCUAUUAACGAUGACCAUGAUCUCGAUCUCAUUAGUGCAUGGUACAAUGAGAAUAGAAACUCGCUAAAGCGAAUCAACUCCAAUCUACAGUUCGAGAUUCACUACUGCAAGUAUCUCUCAAUGGUUGAGAAGGGGGAAGUGGCGGAGGCAAUCGAGUAUUGCAAGACAAAUCUUGCACCCUACGCUAACCGAAGCAAUUACAAUGUGGAUGAUCUAGUCAAUUACGAACAAAACAAGAAACGGUUGACUGAGGUUGGUGCUCCUUUGGUGUAUUUGGUUAAACUAACACCUGAAACCAAGUUCACCUCCGACUAUCCGUGGAAAUCUCUUCUCAAGCCCUCCGAAAAGGCACCAGUCACACCAAUGUAUCUGAGCCUUAUCAAGCUGUUUUCCGAUAGCCGGUGGAAGGGAUUAUCACAAUGCUUCACUGAAGACUUCACGAAGAUAUACGGACUCUCAAACACAUAUCCUUUACUCGUCUAUUUAUCUGCUGGUAUUUCGAGCUUAAAGACCAAGUCUUGCUAUUGCAAUCAACAGAAUACUAUCUUCAAGUCAGAUGCUGGCCGUGAUGUUUCUCUCAACUUGGAUUCGAACUCCUACCGUGAUUUAUCAUUAAGGGGUCCCAAUCAGUACUACAAAUUGUUACACAAGAUCAACCAAUGCCCUGUGUGCUCACCAGAAUUGUACCGGUUGAGUCAGAAUCUUCCCUACGCACAACUCAUCACCAGUAUUUUUGACAAUCCGUUCAAAUUACCCAACGGUAACAUCUAUCCAUUCGACAAGCUAUUAAAUCCUAUUGACAAAGCCGAAAGUGAAAAUGUCGUGAGAAAGGGUAAAGUGCAAGACCCGUUGACGCAAGAGAUCUUCUUCAUCGAUGACUGUGUUCGUGUUUUUCCUGCUUAA